Diversispora eburnea is the source of this 786-nucleotide messenger RNA. The record is from the annotation of a GenBank genome assembly. Lineage: Eukaryota; Fungi; Glomeromycota; Glomeromycetes; Diversisporales; Diversisporaceae.
AUGGAACUUCUUGCUAUUUGUCGUCGCUUGUACUUAAUUAAUCCAUCAACUGGAGCUUAUAAAGAAUAUAACUCUGACGAUUGGUCUUCAACAUCCGCUGCAGCAUUAGUUCCUUCAACUAAAAAGGUUUAUGUGACAACAUCAUUUAAUAAUCUUUGGGAACUUUCUUUAACUGAUAACCAAACUCGAAAAAUUAGUUGGGAUGGUUGGGGAACGUGUAAUGCUUUAGUUGCUGUGCCAAGUGAUGAAGGUGGUCAUAAAUUAUUUGCAUUCUGUCAUAAACUUUGGUUGGUAGAUGAUCCAAAUACUGGUCAUUGUACUGAUUUUCUUGGGGGUUAUGCAGAUAUUUGGACUAGAGUUAAUGCCGCGACUGUUAUGGGAAAAAAUAUUCUAGCUACAACUUCAGCUAAUAAUUUAUGGUGUAUUGAUACUACUUCAAAAGAAGAACCAAAAAAACUUGGUAGUGGGUCAGAUAAUUGGUCCACGUGUAGAGCAUUAGUUUGUAUUAAUGAUGAAAGAAUAUUAGCAUUUUGUUAUGGAUUAUGGGAAGUUAAUCCUAGUAAUGGAAAAUGUAGUCCAUUUUUUGAUGGAGAAUUGGCGAAUAGUCCAGAUGCCAAAAGAUCUUGGCUGAGUGUUAAAUCAGCUACAGUAAUUGAAAAUUGUGUAUAUGUGACAGUUGGAAGUCAAUUAGUUGAAUUAGAUACAAUUACUAAAAAAGUCAGGGAAUUAAGUAAAGAUAAUUGGGGAAACACUAAGGCAUUGGUUUCAGUUAAAAUUUCAGCAUGA